AUGAGUUUAAGCACACAAAGAGACAAAUUAGCUAUAGGUGACGAAGGCAUGAGAGCGGGUUUAAUCGUUGGUGUUCUCCCACUGCCGUUGACGAAGCCGCUGCCAAUUUGGACGCCUCCUUCAGCAACUCCUACUAUUGCAGUCGAAAAGCUGAGAGGAUUUCACCGUCGAUUCUGCAUUCUCCUCCGCCUGCUACAUCCCUCGACGUCUGCCCUUCCUCCUUAAACAGAUUCAAACACAAUUCAAGAGAUGAGAGGCAUUGAGCUAUCAUUGAAUCAAACACAGAAACUAAGGCUGCAAAGAGCACUCGAACUGUUGGAAUCUCUGUCUUCAGGAACCAAUUCUGAUGCUUCCGUCACUGUGGCCGAUUCUAUCCCCGUUAACCAAGAAGAUGGUGUUCUCAAGGGUCAUGGGACGACAGAGCUUGAGGGUGAGGUCGUGGCAACCGUGUGUGGAGUAAUCGAACGUGUAAAUAAAUUGGUCUAUGUUCGCACUUUGAGAGCUAGGUAUAAGCCUGAGGUUGGUGAUAUCAUAGUAGGCCGUGUUAUUGAGGUUGCUCCAAAGCGGUGGAGAUUGGAGAUUAAUUUUAGCCAAGAUGCGGUAUUGAUGCUUUCUUCAAUGAAUUUACCUGAUGGAAUCCAGAGGCGACGGACUGCAGUUGAUGAGCUCAACAUGCGUACCAUUUUUGAAGAGAAUGAUGUCAUCUGUGCUGAAGUCCGUGAUUUCAUGCGUGAUGGUAGUCUACAACUGCAAGCAAGGAGCCAGAAAUAUGGAAAGCUAGAAAGGGGUCAGAUGCUGACAGUAUCUCCAUAUCUAGUAAAGAGGCGCAAACAACAUUUCCAUCAUCUACAACAGUAUGGAAUCGACCUCAUACUUGGUUGUAAUGGCUUCAUCUGGGUUGGUGAACAUGUCGAAACUAAAGAUAACAUGGUAGAAGACGAACCAAUUAAACCCCCAAACAAAUCACAAACAACCCUUGAAGAACAAGAACAGACCUACACUCCAUUAGAAACCAGGCAAAACAUAUGCAGGAUUGCAAAUGCUAUCAGGGUGUUGUCAACAUUGGGCUUUAGCAUUACACUUGAUGUGAUUCAGGAGGUUGUUGAUCUGAGCAGCUCCAAGGGCCUGAAUAUACAUGAGAUGCUUGCUGCUGAGUUUUCUGUUUUGGUUGCUGAAAGAGAAGCUGAGCGAAGAAGCUCCUCAAGCUCAACUCGAAGAAAACGAUAAGAUUCAUAUCUUAUAUAAUCUAUAUGUAUGGCUAUUAUAUAUAGUUUCUACUCCUUACUCCUUAAUAGAAAACUAAUCUGUAUCAUUACCAUUGAAGGAUUUAUUGGAUUGUGGAAUGUGGAUCAACUUGAAUUUUUACUCCUUACUCCGUUACAUUUCUAUGUUUCUUCUAAAAAGUUAUCCUUGAAUCAUCUGUUUCGUGCUAGAGUUUUGUUCAAUGUGCUGUAAACAAUUUUACAUUUCUGUAUGUUCGAUUGUUGUUCAACUUUCAAAUAUUCUUGUCACUGAUUAUCCUUAGGGUUUUAUUUUUCUGUUUGUGUUGAAUUUGUGCUUAAAGUUUACAAUUUGGAAGAGAAAUAGAAAAUAUUAGAAGGCAUAGCAUAAUUUCAUGUGUUAUCAUAAUUUUUCUUUUAGAAGUUACAUUUCCAUGUUUUUUGUACACAAAUGACCGUGAAUUCAUCUGAAUGCAUUUGUAGUUUUGUUCUCCACUUUUGUGAACAAACCUAGUUUAUGUAUGUUCAAUGCACAGUUCAAAUUUCUCAUAUUUUUUGUAGUGUUUAUCCUUAAGCUUCUUAAUUUUCUGUUUAUAUUGCAUUUAUACCUAAUAUCAUCAACUCUUAACGGUUAAGUCCAUAACUAUCAUCAUAACCGUUGCACUAAAUUUUUUCUUGUAAACAAUGAACCUGAAGUUCAUCUGUUCUUCUGAGAAUCCAUUCAUUGAUCACUCAAACAUAAACCAUUUCUCACUAUCCUAUACGCAUGAAAUAAAUCUUCCAAAUUUGUAAAUGGCAAACUUAUUAGAUAAUAAAAAAAGAAUACAGAGGUUUUAAAAGAGACUAAUUACAGAAAGAUUUAAA
Messenger RNA from Lactuca saligna, 2084 nucleotides. The record is from the annotation of a GenBank genome assembly. Lineage: Eukaryota; Viridiplantae; Streptophyta; Magnoliopsida; Asterales; Asteraceae.